This is a messenger RNA of Cynocephalus volans (Philippine flying lemur), 7935 nucleotides long. It is a transcript of the gene TEP1, whose product is annotated as telomerase associated protein 1. Lineage: Eukaryota; Metazoa; Chordata; Mammalia; Dermoptera; Cynocephalidae. Gene Ontology annotation, molecular function: telomerase activity; protein binding; telomerase RNA binding. The coding region runs from base 71 to 7867 and encodes 2598 amino acids. Gene Ontology annotation, cellular component: telomerase holoenzyme complex. Gene Ontology annotation, biological process: telomere maintenance via recombination. The record is from RefSeq and is a predicted model, not a curated record. The transcript is spliced from 55 exons.
UGCUGCCGGGAACCGGGGCGCACUCGCCCGGGGAAGGUCGGAGCGCAGGUGUGCUAGUUGGGCUCCAGCAAUGGAGAAACAUGGGCAUGUGUCUGUCCAUUCGGACAUCCUCUCCUUGGAAAACCGGUGCCUCGCCAUGCUUCCUGACCCGAAGACCAUGGACAAACUCGAUGGGCAUAUGUCUGUCCAUUCAGACAUCCUGUCCUUGGAGAACCGGUGCCUGGCCAUGCUUCCUGACUUGAAGUCCAUGGAAAAACCAUGUGGACAUGUGCCUUCCCACCCAGAUGUCCUCUCCUUGGAGAACCGGUGCCUGGCCACCCUCCCCAGUCUAAAGAACACUGUGUCUUCCAGCCCUUUGCUCCAGUGUCUCCAGAUAUCUCCCAUGAUGCAAGAUGAUUUGUGCAGCCUGAACACCAGCACUUGCCUGCUCUCUAAGCCUUCAGUUUGGAGGGCUCAGUGUCUAUCUAAGGAACUAGAUCUUCCGACCUGCCCCAUGGCUCUGAAAUCCAUCUCUGCCACAGAGAAUGUUCAGGAAGCAACUCUGGGCUGUUGGUCGUACUCAGAAGAAGAGAAAAAGCCAGAAGAGAAGGAAGGAGCAGAAGCCCAAAUGCCUCUUUAUAGUUUAAGCUUGCGAGAGGAGCAGGAGGUGGAGGAGCUGACCCUGAAGCUCACCUCUGGAGACUCUGAAUCUUGUCCUGAGCCCACUGACCAAGCCCUUCAGGAAAAGAAGAUGGUUCUAAUGAGCUUGCUGUGCUCUACUGUGGCCUCAGAUGUAAAUAUGGAAGAUGUGAGUGACCCCAUCCGGUCUUCCAUCCUUGCAGCCUGUAGUGAACUUGCACCCUUGGAGCCUGAGUUUAUACUUAAGGCAUCUUUGUACACCAGGCAACAGCUUAACCUGCGAGAUGUGGCCAAUAAAGUCUUGGCCAUUGCUGCCUUCUUGCCAGCCUGCCGCCCCCACCUGCGACGAUAUUUCUGUGCCAUUGUCCAGCUGCCUUCUGAUUGGAUCCAGGUAGCCAGGUUCUACCAGAGCCUGGCUGAAAGAGAUGAGAAGAAGCUGGUGCCCCUGCCUGCCUGCCUCCGUGCUGCUAUGACUGACAAAUUUGCCCAGUUUGAUGAGUACCAGCUGGCUAAGUACAAUCCUCGGAAGCACCGGGCCAAGAGCCGUCCCCGCCGCCCACCCCGCCUUCCAAAGACGAAGCAUCCAUUUUCUAUGAAAUAUUUUCCAAGAUGCUUUAUUUCUCUUAAAGACACACAGAUGAAGUUUGAGGCAUCCUACAAUGACGUGCCAAAGAAAAAGCAUCAGCCAAUGUUCACUCUGAAGAAAUUGGUACAGCGACUGCAUAUCCGGGAGCCUGCUCAGCACGUCCAAGCACUCCUGGGCUAUAAAUACCCCUCCAACCUACAGCUCUUUUCUCGAAGUCGCCUCCCUGGGCCAUGGGAUCCUAGCAAAGCUGGGAAGCGGAUGAAGCUCUCUAGGCCAGAGACCUGGGAGCGGGAGCUGAGCCUGCGGGGAAACAAAGCUGCUGUCUGGGAAGAACUCAUCGACAAUGAGAAGCUCCCCUUUAUGGCAAUGCUUCGGAACCUGUGCAACCUGCUGAGGGUUGGAAUCAGCACCCACCACCACGAGCUUGUUCUCCAGAGACUCCAGCAUGCGAAGUCGGUGAUCCACAGUCGGCAGUUUCCAUUCAGAUUCCUUAAUGCACAUGAUUCCAUCAAUUACCUUGAGGUUCAACUCAGAAAUAAAGCAUUGCCCUUUCCUUCCAAUACAAAACUGAUGAGGUCGAUAAUGAUCAGAAACUCAAGAAAUGGCAGGAGUUGUGCCCUCAACAGCAGUCGUCAUGAGCUUCGGGCAGCAAUGAUGGUACCUGUGUUGUAUGAGCAGCUCAAGCGGGAGAAGCUGAAAAUACACAAGGUCAGACAGUGGCAGUAUGAUGGUGAGAUGCUGGACCGGUAUCGACAGGCCCUGGAGACAGCUGUGAACCUCUCUGUGAAGCACAGCCUGCCCCCACUGCCGGGCCGCACCCUCUUGGCCUAUCUGACAGAUACAAAUGCAGACAAGCUCUGUCCCAAGAGCAACUCACAAGGGCCCCCGCUGAACUAUGUGCUGCUGUUGAUUGGAAUGAUGAUCGCUCGGGCGGAGCAGGCUGAUAUCUUGCUGUGCGGAAGAGGCACUCUGAAGACUGCAGUGCUUAAGGCAGAAGAAGGUAUCCUAAAGACGGCCAUCGAGCUCCAGGCUCAAGUCCAGGAGUUGGAAGAAAAGCAUGAAUGUCCCGUGCAUACUUUUGGGAAAUACCUGCUGUCUCUGGCUGCUCAAAGAGUCCCUGUGGACAGGGUCAUCCUCUUUGGCCAAACGAUGGAUAAGGUAAUGAUAAAUGUAGCCAAACAGAUUUUCUGGCAGCAUGUGAAUUCCAAGUGCCUCUUUGUUGGUGUGUUCCUAAAAAGGACAGGAUACAGAUCACCAGAUAGGAAUCCCAAUGAUGUGACACUCUCAGGCUGUACUGAUGGGAUACUCAAGUUCAUCGCAGAGCGUGGGGCCUCCCGUCUUCUGGAACAUGUGGGCCAAAUGGACAAAAUAUUCAAGAUUCCACCUCCCCCAGGAAAGGCAGGGGCCCUGUCUCUCCGGCCACUGGAAGAAGAUGCUGUAACGCCCUUGGCUCCCAUUUCCCAGCAUGGAUGGCGCAGCAUCCGGCUUUUUAUUUCAUCCACUUUCCGAGACAUGCACGGGGAGCGGGACUUGCUGCUGAGGUCCGUGCUGCCUGCACUACAGGCCCAAGCGGCACCCCACCGCAUCAGCCUUCUCGGCAUUGACCUGCGCUGGGGCAUCACUGAGGAGGAGACCCGCAGGAACAGACAACUGGAAGUGUGUCUUGGGGAAGUGGAGAACUCGCAGCUGUUUGUGGGGAUUCUGGGCUCCCGUUAUGGCUACAUUCCCCCCAACUACAGCCUCCCUGACCAUCCUCACUUCCGCUGGGCCCAGCAGUACCCUUUAGGGCGCUCUGUGACAGAGAUGGAGGUGAUGCAGUUCCUGAAUCGGGGCCUCCGCCUGCAGCCCUCUGCCCAGACUCUCAUCUACUUCCGGGAUUCUAGUUUUCUCAGCUCUGUGCCAGAUGCCUGGAAAUCUGACUUUAUUUCUGAGUCUGAAGAGGCUGCACAUCGGAUCUCAGAACUGAAGAGUUACUUGAGCAGACAGAAAAGGAUUACCUGUCGCAGAUACUCCUGUGAGUGGGGGGGUGUCACAGCUGGCCGGCCCUAUGUCGGGGGGCUGAAGGAGUUUGGGCAGUUGGUUCUGCAGGAUGUGUGGAAUAUGAUCCAGAAGCUUUACCUACAGCCUGGGGCCCAGCUGGAGCAGCCAGUGUCCAUCCCAGAUGAUGACUUGGUCCAGGCCACGUUUCAGCAACUGCGGAACCCACCGAGUCCUGCCCGACCGCACCUUCUUCAGGACACAGUGCAGCAGCUAAUUCUGCACCGUGGGAGGCUGAGCCUGGUGACUGGGCAGUCGGGACAGGGCAAGACUGCCUUCCUGGCAUCCCUUGUGUCAGCCCUGCAGGCUUCUUCUGAUGGGGCCAAGGUGGCCCCCUUAGUCUUCUUCCACUUUUCAGGGGCCCGUCCAGACCAGGGCCUUGCCCUCACCCUGCUCAGACGCCUGUGUACCUAUCUGCAUAGCCAAGUGCAAGAGCUGAGCACCCUCCCCAAUACCUACCGAGGCCUGGUGUGGGAGCUGCAGAGGCUGCUGCCCAAGUCUGCUCAGGCCCUGCAACCUGGCCAGGCUCUGGUCCUGAUCAUUGAUGGGGCCGACAGGUUGGUGGAUCAGAAUGGGCAGCUGAUCUCUGACUGGAUCCCAAAGACCCUUCCCCGGAAAGUACAUCUGGUACUGAGCAUGUCUAAUGACUCAGGCCUGGGGGAGACCCUUGAGCAGAGCCAAGGUGCCCACGUGGUGGCCCUGGGGACUCUGGAGCCAUCUGCCCGGGCCCAGCUAGUGAGAGAGGAGCUGGCUCUGUACGGGAAGCGGCUGGAGGAGUCGCCUUUUAACAACCAGAUGCAGCUGCUGCUGGUGAAGCGGGGCUCAGGUCUGCCGCUCUACCUGCGCUUGGUCACCGAUCACCUGCGGCUCUUCACGCUUUAUGAGCAGGUGUCUGAGCGGCUCAGGACCCUGCCUGCCACUGUCCCCCUGCUGCUGCAGCACAUCUUGAGCACCCUGGAGCAGGAGCACGGCUCCGAUGUCCUUCCUCAAGCCUUGGCCUCCCUUAAGGCCACACGUAGUGGUCUGACUGUGGACCAGCUGCAUGGAGUGCUGAGUGCGUGGCGUAUACUGCCCACGGGGACUAAGAGCUGGGACGAAGCAGUGGCUGCUGGUAGCAGUGGAGACCCCUACCCCAUGGGCCCAUUUGCCUACCUAGUCCAGAGUCUGCGCAGUUUGUUAGGGGAAGGCCCCCUGGAGCGCCCUGGUGCCCGGCUGUGCCUCCCUGAUGGGCCUCUGAGAACAGCAGCUACACGUCGCUAUGGGAAGAGGCUGGGGCUGGAGGAAAUGGCACACACCCUCAUUGCAGCUCAGCUCUGGAAGAUGUGUGACCCUGAUGCCCCAGGCACUUUCCAAAGCUGCCCUCCUGAGGCUCUGGGAGACCUGCCUUACCACUUGCUCCACAGUGGGAACCGUGGCCUUCUUUCAAAGUUCCUCACCAGUCUCCACGUGGUGGCUGCACACCUGAAAUUGGGUCUGGUCUCUCGGCUCUUGGAGGCCCAUGCCCUCUAUGCUUCUUCAGUCCCUGAACAGGAACAAAAGCUCCCUGAGGCUGACGUUGCUGUAUUUCUCACCUUCCUUAAGCAGCAGGCUCCAAUCCUCAGCCAGUACCCCCUACUCCUGCCCCAGCAGGCAGCCAACCAGCCUCUAGACUCACCUGUUUGCCACCAGGUCCCCCUGCUCUCCCAGCAAUGGCACCUCCGGCGCAUGCUGCGAUGGCUUAAUAAGCCCCAGACCAUGAGGGAUCAGCAAACCUCCAGCCUGACUCUGGCAGUUUCCUCAUCCCCCACCGCUGUGGCCCUGUCCCCCAAUGGGCAAAGAGCAGCUGUGGGAACUGCCAGUGGGACAGUUUACCUGUUGGACCUGAGAACCUGGCAGGAGGAGAAGUCUGUGGUGAGUGGCUGUGAUGGAAUCUCCUCCUGUUCAUUCCUCUCUGACAGAGCCCUCUUUCUCACUGCCUUCAACGGGCUCCUGGAGCUCUGGGACCUGCAGCAUGGUUGUCGGGUGUUCCAGACCAAGGCCCACCAGUACCAAGUCACUGGCAGCUGCCUGAGCCCAGACCGCCGGCUGCUGGCUACCGUGUGCCUGGGGGGAUGCCUAAAGCUGUGGGACACAGUCCAUGGGCAGCUGGCCUUCCAGCACACCUGUACCAAGCCCCUGAACUGCACUGCCUUCCAUCCAGAGGGGCAGGUAAUAGCCACAGGCAGCUGGUCUGGCAGGUUCAGCUUCUUCCAUGUGGACGGGCUCAAAGUCACCAAGGAACUGGGGGCCCCAGGAGCCUCUGUCCGUACCUUGGCCUUCAAUGUGCCUGGGCGGGUUGUAGCUGUUGGCCGGUUGGACGGCACGAUGGAGCUGUGGGCCUGGCAAGAGGGGGCACAGCUGGCUGCCUUCCCUGCCCACUGUGGCUUUGUUGCUGCUGCGCUUUUCCUGCAGGCUGGGUGCCAGUUACUGACGGCUGGAGAGGAUGGCAAGGUCCAGGUGUGGUCAGGGUCUCUGGGUCGGCCCCGUGGGUGCCUGGGUUCCCUCUCUCUCUCUCCUGCCCUUUCCGUGGCUCUCAGCCCAGAUGGUGACCAGGUGGCUGUUGGGUACCGAGCAGAUGGCAUUAGGAUCUACAACAUCUCUUCAGAUUCCCCGGGGACUCAGUGUCAAGCACUAGAUGUGGCAGUGUCUGCACUGGCCUGGCUAAGCUCGGAGGUGUUGGUGUGUGGUGCAGAAGAUGGGUCCCUGCAGGGCUGGGUGCUCAAGGAAAGCUCCCUUCAGUCCCUCUGGCUCCUGUCCAGAUAUCGGAAGCCUGUGCUGGCACUGGCCACCUCCCAGGAGCUCUUGGCUUCUGCCUCAGAGGAUUUCACGGUGCAGCUGUGGCCAAGGCAGUUGCUGACACUGCCUCACAGGGCAGAAGACUUUCCCUGUGGCACUGAGCUCCGGGGACAUGAGGGCCCAGUGAGCUGCUGUAGCUUCAGUGCUGAUGGAAGCAGCCUUGCCACUGGGGGCAGGGAUCGGAGCCUACUCUGCUGGGACGUGAGGACACACAAAGCCCCUGUUAUGAUCUGCUCCUUCCCUGCCUGUCACCGUGAUUGGGUCACUGGUUGUGCCUGGACCAAAGACAACCUACUGAUCUCCUGCUCCAGUGAUGGCUCUGUGGGGCUCUGGGACCCACAGUCAGGACAGCAGCUUGGUCAGUUCCUGGGUCAUCAGAGUGCUGUGAGCGCCGUGGUGGCUGUGGAGGAGCAUGUGGUGUCUGUGAGCCGGGAUGGGACCUUGAAAGUGUGGGACCAUCAGGGCGUGGAGCUGACCAGCAUCUGUGCUCACUCGGGACCCAUCAGCCACUGUGCAGCUGCCCUGGAGCCCCGCGCAGCUGGACAGCCUGGGUCAGAGCUUCUGGUGGCAACUGUUGGACUGGAUGGGGCCAUAAGGUUGUGGCAUCCCCUUUUGGUGUACCAAACACACAGCCUCCUGGGACACAGUGGCCCAGUCAAUGCAGCUGCUGUUUCGGAAACCUCAGGCCUCCUACUGACUACCUCAGAGGAUGGUACCAUACGGCUCUGGCAGGUACCUAAGGAAGCAGAUGACACAUACAUACCCAGGAGUUCCUCAGCCAUCACUGCUAUGGCCUGGGCACCAGAUGGUUCCAUGGCAGUGUCUGGAAAUCAAGCUGGGGAACUAAUCUUGUGGCAGGAAGCUAAGACUGUGGCCACAGCACAGGCUCCAGGCCAUAUUGGUGCUCUGAUCUGGUACUCGGCACACACCUUCUUUGCUCUCAGUGCUGAUGAAAAAAUCAGCGAGUGGCAAGUGGAACUGCAGAAGGGUUCGACACUCGGAAAUUUCAGUCUUCACCUGAACCGAAUUCUGCAGGAAGACUUAGGGAUGCUGACAGGUCUAGGCCUGGCCCCUGAUGGUCAUUCCCUCAUCCUGGCCAAAGCGGAUAUGAAAUUACUGCACAUGAAGCCAGGGGAUGAUCCCUCUAUAAUUUGGAACACCUAUGCAAAUCAUCCUAUGAUGCUGUACACCCACAAGGAAUAUGGUGUGUUUUUCCUGCAGCCCACCGAACAUGGAGUUCUUUUGACGCAAAAGGAAUCAGGAAAGUUUGAAGUGAGUCUGGAAUUUAAUCUGAAUUUAGAGAAUCCUACUAGGACCCUACUAUCCAUAACUCAGGCCAAACCUGAAUCUGAGUCCUCAUUUUUGUGUGCCAGCUCUGAUGGGAUGCUGUGGAACCUGGCCAAAUGCACCCCUGAAGGAGAAUGGGCCACAGGUAACAUAUGGCAAAAAGAAGUAAAAAUGCCCAAAACCCAAACUGAAGGGACAGACCCAUCUCUGUGCCAGGAAUCUCUGUGCCAGGAAUUAGAUACCAGCAUAAUUAGCUGUUCACCAGCCAUACGUCUAACAACGCGGCAGCGUAGAAAGAUUCACUCGGGUUCUGUCACAGCCCUCCAUGUGCUGCCUGAAUUGCUGGUGACAGCUUCAAAGGACAGAGAUGUUAAGCUGUGGGAGAGACCCAGUAUGCAACUGCUGGGCCUGUUCCGAUGCGAAGGGGCAGUGAGCUGCCUGGAUCCUUGGCUGGGUCCUAAUUCUACCCUACAGCUUGCCGUGGGAGACACACAGGGCAAUGUAUACUUUCUGUCCUGGGAAUGAAGAUGCCCUACUCAGGGGAAAGGUGAUACCAUUUGUGCUGGAGAUGCAAAGCCUGAAGAUACUUUGCU